AUGAACUAUUCUGAGGUUAUCGAUAUUUUCACAUUUUCGUCGCCAACAAACGGAAUGGUGCACUACACGUUGGCUGGGCGAGUCAACAGCGAAGAAUAUGCUAUCUGCGAUCGUUUGCUCGACAUUCUGGCGACUACCUUGCCCGACUGCCAAGUAACCAAGGUACCAUCGAAAGCCGACCGCUGGCCCAACGAUGCGGCCGAGUUGAUGCGUCGUUAUGGCUUCAACUUGCUCACCUCUUCGAAGCUGGUGAUCAGUGACGUGGUCAUCUGGACCGACACAGCACGCCUUCUGUGUUCGGACGUUGAUGCUUUCAGCACGUUCGUGGGACACAACUACGGCAUUCAAUUGGAUCUGACCGAAGCAGAAGUACUCCUGUAUAUUAAGGCCAAUGUGGAGGAACUACGCCACCAGGAGCAAAAAGCUUGAAAGAAAAUGGGUACAUAUUUGCGGUUGUUCGAUAAAUACACGCUAAGAAUGAGAA
Phytophthora nicotianae INRA-310 is the source of this 484-nucleotide messenger RNA. RefSeq lists its product as hypothetical. NCBI's taxonomy places the organism in Eukaryota, Oomycota, Peronosporomycetes, Peronosporales, Peronosporaceae. The record is from RefSeq and is a predicted model, not a curated record. Bases 1 to 429 code for a protein of 142 amino acids. The transcript has 3 exons.